ACUUCUUCUGGAACAGCGUUUGCACCAGUGAAUAAGGCAGCAUGCCGGGACUGAAGGACCAGGCAGCACUGUCAGUUCUGUGUCUGACCUUGCUGUUCCACUGGAUGCAGGUUUUUGGGGUGUCUGUAAAUGGACUGACAGACCCAGAUAAAGAAUCAAAGGCAACAUCUGGAGCAGGUCUUCUGCAAGUGGAGAUCAUCCCACCCUAUGCUGAGAUUGAAGUCGGACAGCACAAAAGAUUGUUGUGUAAAGUUAAUGGAAAUGCAGAGGAGAUUGACUGGUUUUCUCCUGGUGGUGAGAGGCUUCUAAGAAACCAUGAGAACCUAAAGGUGCACAAACAUGGCAAGUCUUUGUCUUCUCUCAUGGUUCUCAAUGCUAAUCUGAACAUCGCUGGAAUAUACACAUGUGUGGCCAGAAACAGAGAAAUUGAAUCAAAAGCUACAGCCAACCUGGAAAUCCUUUUGAAGAGAAUUCGCAGAGAAACUGGCAGGGAGGGACGAGGAAAAAGACAGAAGGAACCUAAAGCUCCGAAGGCCACCAAGAAACCCAAGGACAAGAAAACGACAAAGAAGCCCAAGGGAAAGAAGGGUGGGAAGAAGAAAGACAAGAAGAACAGAGGGGAAAUCACCACUACCACUGUAGCACCCACAACCACUUCACCCACUGAGUAUGAUGAGGAGUUUUAUGAUCCUGAACCAGACCAUUACUGGGAUGAAGCUUUUUCUGCAGAUACAUCAACGGCAAAACCCACAUACCCUCCAACACAGAAAUCAACAGAAUUCCCAAUAGAUUACCCAACUGAUUUUCCUCCUGACACGGAUGAGUAUGCCCAACCUUAUCCUGACUCAGAUGACUAUUGGAAAGUGGAGGAGCCCAAACCUACAACCCCUGUGAUUAGUGGCAGCCAUACUGAUGAUGAUUACUGGGAUGCCAGAUAUGAGGUGGCAGAAACCCUACCUUUACCUGAUACCAAAGAGAUUAGCACCACUGACCAUGACUGGCGUUACAGGACCACAGAGGAGCCCACAAUCUCUAUAUUUGAAAACAACUGGUAUGAAGAAUAUGAAUAUGGACAUGAAAAGAUACUGGAAGAGGAGAGGGAGAGAGAAAGAAAGGAACAAGAAGAGAGAGAAAGAGAACCGUGGAGGGGUGAGGAAGAGGAGGAGAGACAACGCAGGAUACACAAACCUCCACCACGCGUGUAUAAAGAGCCUAAAAUAUGUCCUCCUCUGGGGAUGGAGUCGCAUCACAUAGACAAUGACCAGCUGCUCACUUCCUCUAUUUCUCACCAUCGUUAUGGCCCACAUAGAGCUCGUCUGAAUAUUCAGGCAUCUGGUGAUGAAGAUGAUAUGAAUGGAGGGGCAUGGUGUGCUAACCCUGAAGAGAAGGUCCACUGGAUUGAACUAGACGCACGCACACUGACAGAGUUCACCGGUGUCAUCACCCAGGGUCGAGACGACCCCUUAGAGAGUGACUAUGUGUCUUCGUAUUAUGUGGCCUUUAGUAAUGACAGCAGAGAGUGGUCUGUCCUUCAUGAUGGAUAUGCAGAAUGGUUGUUCUUUGGUAACUCAGAUAAAAGCACCCCAGUGUUGACUCAGUUUAUGGAGCCUGUAGUGGGACGUUACAUCCGUAUAUUACCACAGAGCUGGAACGGCACUAUGUGUAUGAGAAUGGAGGUUUUCGGCUGCCCAGUACCAGAUCCUCAGAGCCAACACCAGAGUCAAAAUGAGGUGAUGCCCCGAGAUGACCUGGACUACACCCAUCACAGCUACCUUGACAUGGAGAAGCUCAUGAAAUCUGUUUCUGAUGAGUGUCCCAACAUCACCAGAUUCUACAGUCUGGGCAAGAGCUACAAAGGUCUGGAGAUUUACGCCAUGGAGAUUACUGAUAACCCUGGGAUCCAUGAAACAGGUGAGCCAGAAUUCCGAUACACAGCAGGUUACCAUGGCAACGAGGCUCUGGGAAGAGAGCUUCUGCUGAUGCUCAUGCAGUACUUGUGUAGAGAGUAUAAAGACAGCAACCCUCGAGUGCGCCACCUGGUGGAUGAGACACGAAUUCAUCUGGUGCCAUCGGUCAAUCCUGAUGGACAUAUGAGAGCUUUUGAAAAGGGUUCAGAGUUGGGGAGCUGGACAUUAGGGCACUGGACUGAAGAUGGCCAUGAUAUCUUUCAGAACUUUCCAGACCUAAAUAACAUUUUCUGGGAUGCACAGGACAAAGGCAUGGUGCCCAAACUGACUCCAAAUCACCACCUGCCCAUCCCUGAGGGCUAUCUGUCAGUCAAUGGCUCAGUUGCUGUGGAGACUCUUGCCCUCAUCUCCUGGAUGGAGAACCAUCCAUUUGUGCUUGGUGCCAACCUGCAGGGUGGUGAGAGACUGGUGACGUACCCCUUUGACAUGCACCGCCUCACCAAGGAGUCUGAGGAGAGAGAGAAAAAACUAAACUCCAGAGCAAACAGACGUAAACGGCAGUAUGAGGAAGAGGAGGAAGAAGAACCCAACCCUUACCUUCACAUUGGGUACCAUCAGGAGAGCUACGGCAGCCCCCAAGAUAACCAUGCGCACCAUCAAGAGAACUAUGGCUACCAUCAAGAAAGUUAUGGGUACCAUCAUGAGAACCAAAGGUAUCAUGAAGAGAACCAAGGGUAUCAUGAAGAGAACCAAGGGUACCAUCAUGAGAACCAAGGGUACCACCAUGAAGGUCACUCUGAAGGUUACCAUGAGGGCUAUCAAGAAGGAUACCCAGAGGGAUAUGGAGAGGGUGAACCAGAGGAGGAGAUCAGGGUGAUUGAGGACCAGUCUUUGUUCCGAUGGUUGGCCUUAUCUUACUCCUCCACUCACCGCACCAUGACUCAGACCUACCAGGGAGGUUGCCAUACUGAUGAUCCAACGGGUGGACAGGGAAUUGUCAACCGUGCCAAGUGGAAGCCCAUCCCAGGAAGUAUGAAUGACUUCAGCUAUUUUCACACCAACUGUUUUGAGCUGUCCAUUUUCCUAGGCUGUGAUAAGUUCCCACAUCAGAGUGAGCUCUUGAGAGAAUGGGAGAAUAACAGAGAGGCCAUGCUGACAUUCAUGGCUCAGGUACAUCGAGGAAUUAAGGGAGUUGUGAGGGAUAAAGAGGGCAACCCCAUUGUGAACGCCACUGUGUCUUUGGAGGGAGUCAAUCAUGAUGUCAGGACAGGUGAAUCUGGUGAUUACUGGCGAAUUCUAAACCCUGGAGAGUACCAUGUAACGGCCCGAGCGGAAGGCUAUUCUCCCUUCACCCGUCUGUGUGUGGUCGGGUUUGACCCAGGUGCCACCCUGUGCAACUUUGACCUCACCAAGUCGAACUGGGACCGCAUCAAACAGAUCAUGGCUCUCCAUGGCAACAGGCCCAUCCGGUUGCUGAGCAACGGCAAUAGGGGCGGUGGACAGUACUUUUCACACAGUAGUGGAGGAAGAUACAUCAGCAACCAAAUUCCUGUUGGUAAUGAUGGAGACAUGAACAGAGCUCGUCUUCGACGGUUACGGCUGUUAAGACUCCGUCGCCUGCGGCAACAGAGGCUGCUGGCCGCCAAAAAAACUCCACCUACCACGACCACAACCAGCAUGACUACAGUUCUGCCCACUACAGAGAGUACCACACCCUGGUAUGACUCUUGGCACCUUGAAACCCUCGAAGAGCACACAACCCCAACAGAAGAGAUUGAGUUGACAGACUACAACUACAACUACAAAAUAGAUGAUUAUUAAAACCAAAUUACAGAUAAAAGUUUCAGUCCAAACAUUGAUUGUUUUGGACUAUUAUAGGCCAAACAUUGCCAUGUUUUCACCCUUUGGUUUGAUUGGUUUCAGUGACUCACUUUUUGUUCUUAAUUUCCUAGAAUAUUUGGAUGUGAAUUAAUGUAGUAAUUAAAUAUUUUGAUGCCAUCAACAACAAAGCCGGAUCCAUUUUGGCAUUAUGAGCAAGUCCAAGGCUGUAAACAGCUCAGGGUAGAAUCUCCAAGUUGUCAUCUCGUAAUUACAGUAAUUCUGACACAACGUGAGCACAGAAUUAGAUAUGCUUUGUACAUAACUUCCAUUGCUUGGGUAGGCAUUUUAAGUAAUUACACAUUUCAUUUCAGAGCAUUAAAGCCAGUCUGGAUUCUCAUUAGCUCUCAAUAUUCUGAUUGUAAAGACUGUAAAGGUUGCAGCUUUCAAAAGCUUGAAAAGCCUCAAGGAAGUAAGAAUCACUCUGUUGUUUUCUCAUGAUAGACAUCUGUACUAUAUUACCAAAAAGUAACAUGAGGACUUCUCAUAUGAUGUACACCUCUCACCCACAUCAAACCAGAAGAAGGGAAUCAAGAGAAUGUUAAUUACAAAAGAGAGACUUAAAUAAUAUUUGUUUCUCACACACAAACAGCCAGUGUUUGUUAAAGUCAAUUGCACACGGGAGAUUUUCCCUAAAAGCUCUACUGGGUACAAUGGCCUGAGGUAAAGGACAUUUUCUUUUCAAAUAAUAAAGUGUUGUUUACAUAUC
This is a messenger RNA of Myxocyprinus asiaticus (Chinese sucker), 4494 nucleotides long. Its product is annotated as inactive carboxypeptidase-like protein X2. The transcript has 22 exons. The record is from RefSeq and is a predicted model, not a curated record. NCBI's taxonomy places the organism in Eukaryota, Metazoa, Chordata, Actinopteri, Cypriniformes, Catostomidae. Gene Ontology annotation, biological process: proteolysis; negative regulation of transcription by RNA polymerase II. The coding region runs from base 42 to 3728 and encodes 1228 amino acids. Gene Ontology annotation, molecular function: metallocarboxypeptidase activity; DNA-binding transcription repressor activity, RNA polymerase II-specific; zinc ion binding.